Penicillium salamii is the source of this 1599-nucleotide messenger RNA. The record is from the annotation of a GenBank genome assembly. NCBI's taxonomy places the organism in Eukaryota, Fungi, Ascomycota, Eurotiomycetes, Eurotiales, Aspergillaceae.
AUGCCUUCUCUUGCAGCCUUCCCGAAUGACACCGAGUUGGCUGAAAAGCGGAGACUCCUAAAUGGAAUUCAGGAAAGGAGAGAAAAGGCUGGAAAGCUUGUAGCUGGCGUAGCUGCAGGAUGUGAUGUUGACCAAUUCAAGGCUCCGACAUCUGACAAACCGAAUGCCAAACGCUGGGAUUCUCACAUCUCACCAGAGAGCCAGUCACGACCACCAUGUAUUCUGAAACAAGCUGCGAGUCACCUAAGCAAUCCCGACAUUGUAUCGCUUGGCGGUGGUCUUCCCUCUAGCGAGUGCUUCCCGUUCUAUGAAUGGAGCUUCAAGGUACCCACGGCACAGCACUUUUUCAAAGAUCAGGAUGAGCUGGAAGAUCCCACAGUCCAGACAGUGACUAUUGGAAAGCACGACGUCAAAGCUGGCCUUUCCGAAUACGACCUUUCCAUUGCCUUGAACUAUGGACAGGCCAGUGGAUCACCUCAAAUAAUGCGUUUUAUCACGGAGCACACAGAACUUGUUUACAACCCACCUUACGCCGACUGGAAAGUCGCCCCAACUGUGGGAAGCACAGGUGCCCUUGAGCAAACCAUUCGUCUGCUUUUCGAUCGCUCUCGAGGCGACUCAGUCCUCGCUGAGGAAUACAGCUUUUCGACGGCACUGGAAACCUUUGUUCCUCAAGGGAUCAAGCCAUUCGGUGUCAAGAUGGAUGAUGAGGGUCUGAUUCCAGAAAGCAUGGAUGCCAUGCUGACUUCGUGGGAUGAGAAGUCACGCGGAGCCCGCAAGCCCCACGUUCUCUAUACCAUCCCUUCCGGUCAGAACCCGACCGGCGCAACUCAAAGUCUGCAGCGACGUCGCGCCAUUUAUAGCGUAUGCCAAAAGCACGACAUCUUCAUCAUCGAAGAUGAACCAUACUAUUUCAUCCAGAUGCCUCCGUAUCAGGGCAACGAGUCUGACAGCGUCCAAGCGUCCGAAGAUGUCGAGUCUUUCCUGGCCGGUCUCGUCCCAUCAUACCUCAGCCUCGAUAUUGACGGGCGGGUUUUGCGUAUGGAUUCGUUCUCCAAAGUCCUUGUGCCGGGUUCGAGAUUGGGAUGGGUCACGGCGAGCGCGCAGAUCAUUGAGCGAUUCCUUCGUCAUGCCGAAGUCGCCAAUCAAGGGCCGAAUGGAAUGUCCCAGAUCAUGCUUUGGAAAUUGCUUGAUCAGACUUGGGGCCACGAGGGAUAUCUGAAGUGGCUGAUUGCUCUGAAGAACGCUUACACCCAGAAGAGAAACAUGCUCCUAGCGGCUUGCGACAAGUUCCUUCCUAAAUCUGUUGUCAGCUGGACUCCGCCGACGACAGGCAUGUUCCUCUGGCUGAAGUGUGACCCUCUGCAGCACCCAGAGUACCCAGCCCGUCCCAUCGAAGAGAUCGAGGGCGAAAUCUUCGACCAAGCCAUCAAGACGGGUGUGCUUUGCGCUCGUGGCACUUGGUUCCGUGCUGAGCCGGAUACGCCCGCAGAUGGAAUGUUCUUCCGCGCAACCUAUGCAAGUGCUACUGCGGAAGCCAUGGGGACUGCCAUUGAGCGAUUUGGCGAAGCAAUCCGUCGGUCAUACCAGAUUGAGUGA